Messenger RNA from Antrostomus carolinensis (chuck-will's-widow), 866 nucleotides. RefSeq names its product prostate androgen-regulated mucin-like protein 1 (gene PARM1). Gene Ontology annotation, cellular component: Golgi apparatus; plasma membrane; early endosome. The annotation marks the transcript as partial. The record is from RefSeq and is a predicted model, not a curated record. NCBI's taxonomy places the organism in Eukaryota, Metazoa, Chordata, Aves, Caprimulgiformes, Caprimulgidae. The transcript has 3 exons.
GGCUGGGUGAUGACUCUGCAGCAUCGCCCCUCACCCCUGCCAGCCCUCCCUCCCCCUCGGAGCGGAUCCCAGCGGAGCUGGGCUCCAGGGAUGCAGCCGUCCCCGUGCCAGCUCCUGGCCAGCCCUCGCUGCCCGUGUCCACAGGACCUGCUGGAGAUGGGAUGUCCUCCAGGCCAGUGGAGAGGGAUGGCCACAAUGCCACUGCUGCCAUGUCACUGUCCCCUGCUCCUGACUCUGUGAGCUCCACCACCGCAGCCACCAUCACCAUAACAGACAGCCCAUCCAUUGCCUCCAGCUCAGUGCUACCAACCUUGGACACAGCCCCAGGUCUUUGGACAGAAAAUACUGCCAGCUUGGCAAGAGGCACGGUGGAGUUGGGGACAGCUCCCAGCCCCGUGGAUAUACCUGCAUCAUCAUCCUCCUCCUCGUCCUCCCUCCCUGCCAGCGAUCUGUACUCAUCCCCUGGAAUAGUUUUGUCCCCAACACCUGUCCUCAUGGGCCCCGACACCAAUCAGCCACCGGCGCUGACCAAGGAUGACCCUUCCCUGGGGACGCUGGCUAUGGCAUCAAGCCUGGCCAUGGAGUCAACAUUCCCCCCGGUGACUGUCACAAGCCCCACCACAGCCGACUCCACAGACCCUGGCAAAACCACCCUCUCCACCGGAGUCACCAUGGAAGAGGUCCCACGCGCCCUGAGCGCAGGCAGCAUCGUGGCCAUAACCGUGACGGUCAUCGUGGUGGUGGUGCUGGUUUUCGGGGCGGCAGCAUACGUCAAGAUCAGGCACUCCUCCUACGGCAGGCUUUUGGAUGACCACGACUACGGCUCCUGGGGCAACUACAACAACCCUCUCUACGAUGACUCCUAG